CAUGAACUUGAUCGAAUAAUACUGCAACUAAUAGAAACAGUAACAUUUAAUUGUAUAAGUUAUUAACUACGUUUAUUUGAAAAUAUUGUUAUUCAUUAUUGAAUAUACUAAUAAAAAGUGUAUUUUGGCAACGUUACACUCAUUUUCGUACGCAAUCGAAAUGUUUUAAGGGUCAGGUAAAGAAAUAUUGUAAAUAUAAUCGUGCUACUAAAAAAGGACAAACGUAUAAGCAAUCGUAUAAUCACCGAGACGAUCGUAGGUUUAGCGCGUGUCAUUCAAGUAUGGAUGAUACGAAAAUUUAAUAGGUAUGGAUAUUUUAAAUAUAUAUAAUAAUAUAGGGUAUAUAUUACCUGGUCGGUUAUUCAGUACGUUAAGUAGUUGAAUGUAUGGUGUGGUAACAUUCAUAAGCAACCAGUUUUCCUACAACCAAUGUAUAAAUCAGUGGUUUUCAAACUUUUUUUUAAAUAAAACGUGCUAUACAUAAUCUUCACUUAAAUUUCAUAGCAACGGCUAUUACGAUUUUUUUUUUUUUUUUGGUCAUUAUUUAAUUUUUUGAAACGAAUCUAAAACAUAAUUCUUACGACAUACCAGUGUGCUUCGGCACUUAGUUUGAAAAUCACUGGUAUAAAUUAAAUUAAUUUAUUAAUUUAGACUUCAUUGGCAACUGGUUAUAGUUGUCUUUCAACUAUAUUUGAUAUAUUUCGAUGCAGCGCUGCAGUCUAUGAAAUGAAGUUUAUGAAUAUAAAAAUAUGCAAAUUAGGUAUAUAAAUAUCCAUAACUUGAAACAUUAUUUUAAGUACUAAUAUUCUUUGUAUUUUUUAUUAUGUAACCGGUGCAAAUAAAAUACUAAAUGAAAAAAUAAAUAAAUGUAGAUAGGUACUUAAAGUUAAAAUGUGCUCAAGGGAUAAAUAAAAUAUAUUAAUACAUUUUAAUUUAGAACCCAUGAAUUGGUUUCAUUUCUAGUAACUUUUUAUCACUUGUAUAUUUUAAUAAUUAAAUAAAUACAAUAAAACUGUUUUAAUUGUAUUCCUAAAUAGAAAAUAAUGUAAGCAAAACAACAUUUCAAAAAUGUGAAUGUGAAAAAAAGCAAGAAUUUGAAGAGGUAACACAAAACGCGCAAACAGUUAAUAGUUGGAUUUCAGCUACAUUAAACGUGUUUUUGUUGGAAUAAAAAGCUGAAUAUUUUACAAUGGUGUAUAGUGUAGAUAUAAGAUUAAAAUAAAGCUAAUGUUUUGAGAACCUUUAUAUUUUUAUUACUUUCAAUAAAUAUUAUUUACCAUUGUUUUUGAAUAUCGUAAUUUUCAUGAAGUAUCAAUCAAUUUUUUUUUAAAAAUAUUUUGUAUCUAACGAAAAAAUACAAAAAAAAAAAAAAUGAAACUAUUUUCUCAGACCGAUGAAACACAAUCAUUGUUAAAAAAUAGCAAAUUGAGUAUAAAUUGGAAUAAAAAAGUGCUCAAGUGGACAUUCAGUAUAGUUUUGUUUGGUUUAUUGUUACUAUGUGCUAUAUAUAUUAUACACGUUUUUACUAAGAAUAAAAUUCAGCUAGAAUCCAAUACAACUCCAAAAAAAAAAAAUGCACUACACAUCGCAAGUAUUGCAACCACAAAUGAUGAAUUUUUAAAGAAAUGUGCUCCUAUCGUAAAAUGUGAUCCAAAUGCCAAAUAUAGAAGCGCAAAUGGAUCUUGUAAUAAUUUGGAGAUUCCUACAUGGGGUGCCUCAAAAACGCCAAUGCUUCGUAUGAUUGAUGCUAAUUACGAUGAUGGUUAUUACAAAUUACGAUUACAAACCAAUGGAAAAGAAUUACCAGUUCCAAGGGUAAUAAAUUUAAACGUUUUUCUGAAUCAUGAAAUAUAUCGUGGUGAUGAAAAUAAUGUACUUUUAUUUCCAUUUUCACAAUCAUUAGCUCAUGACAUUUCGGGUAUACCUAAUCAUGUUUUAACAGAAAAAAAUGGCUCAUCAAUUGACUGUUGUUCAAUUAAAAAUAAAAUAAAAGAAUAUCCACUAUGUGAAUUGACUAUCGACAAUCCACCCGACGAUCCUGUUUUUGGAGUGAAUAAUAGAACUUGUACGACUUUAUUCCGAGCAUUGACAUCAAAGGAGUAUGGCUGUCCGCUCUACCCCGCAACUUUUGUCAACGCCAAUUCACAUUUCAUCGACGCAUCAGAAGUGUAUGGAUCUAACGAAAGUUAUGCAUUACACCUCAGAUCUAUGGAUGGUGGAAGACUUAAUUUCUCUGUUAGUGAUAAUGGUCAAAUGUUCUGUCCAUUUUUAAGCCAACAAAGCAAGGAAGUAUUAAUCGGAAAUCAAAGCAGUAUUGAAUAUGACACAGGGGAUCCAAACAACGGUAAUCAAAAUUUAGGAAUAACUGCAAUGCAAACCUUAUUCUUAAGGUUUCAUAAUUAUAUUGCUUCAAAACUCUCGUCUUUGAAUCCAUUUUGGACCGAUGAAAUCGUUUAUCAGGAGUCACGAAGAAUUGUUAUCGCAACUAUUCAACGUAUAGCGUUUGAAGAUUACUUACCCAUAAUUAUUGGAGAAGAUUUUCAAGAACUUUAUGGACUAAAUAAACCAAACAUCUAUGAUCCUAGUAUAAAUCCCUCGACGUCUCAGGAAUUUUCGACUGCUGCUUUUCGAGUCCUACAUACGAUUAUACCGGUUCAAUUGAAUUUUAUGAACAAAGACUACAAAAUAGAAAACUCAGUGAUAAUUACUGAUUGGAUAUUAAAUGCAGUAAUUCCCCUUGAUAAUAACUUCGAUAAAUUAUUAAAAGGAUUUAUUGAGACUCCAGGGCGAAUGGUUCAACCUUCUUAUAAUUUCUACUUAUCCAACUAUUUGUUCGCUAGAAUUAACGAUUAUCCAUUAAAAGCACGAGAAGUGCUUGAUAGUGUUUUUUUGGAAAAUCCUAAAUACAAUAGUCGUGAUCAACUUUCAAUCGAUAUUUUAAGGGGACGCGAUGUAGGCCUCCAACCUUACAAUCGAGUUAGACAUUUGUGUGGGUAUCCGUUAGCUAAAGAUUUCGAAGACUUGGAAGAUCUUUUACACCCUAAAGAUACAGCAAAAUUAAAAGAACUUUAUGACUCUGUGAAUGACAUUGAUUUAAUAGUAGGCCUUUUAUUAGAAAAACACAGUGACGGUGCGAUUGUAGGUCCAACAACGCGGUGCUUAAUUGCCGACAGUUUUUAUCGAUAUAAAGCUGGCGAUCGCUUUUUCUAUGACGUACAAGGACAGCCCGGUAGCUUCACAAAGGAUCAGCUGAAAGAGAUCAAAAAAAUUACUCUUGGUCACGUUAUAUGUGCAACUUCAAACGUAGACCAUGUUCAAAAGGAUAUUUUUAAGACAAUCGAUCACAAUUUAUUUCCAACAAUCAAACAAAAAUGUGACAAGGAGUUCAAUUUAGACUUUAAAAACUGGGCUGAAUCAAAUGGUCGACCAGAAUUAUGAACUGAUUGAAUUAGGAUAAAUGUUUGUUGUUUUUAAAAACAUAAAAUAUACAUUAUGUAUUAAAUACUUUUAUUAAUAUAGUCA
Molecule: messenger RNA, 3522 nt
Organism: Aphis gossypii (cotton aphid)
Lineage: Eukaryota; Metazoa; Arthropoda; Insecta; Hemiptera; Aphididae
Product: peroxidase-like
Biological process (GO): response to oxidative stress
Molecular function (GO): heme binding; peroxidase activity
Source: RefSeq, a predicted model, not a curated record